This is a messenger RNA of Archocentrus centrarchus (flier cichlid), 3361 nucleotides long. It is a transcript of the gene ica1, whose product is annotated as islet cell autoantigen 1. NCBI's taxonomy places the organism in Eukaryota, Metazoa, Chordata, Actinopteri, Cichliformes, Cichlidae. Gene Ontology annotation, molecular function: protein domain specific binding. Gene Ontology annotation, cellular component: Golgi apparatus. Gene Ontology annotation, biological process: regulation of transport. The transcript has 13 exons. The record is from RefSeq and is a predicted model, not a curated record. Bases 147 to 1541 code for a protein of 464 amino acids.
GAAGCAGCUGUGUGUACACACCGUACCUGUAUACAGUACAUCAGGGCCUGUGAGCCAGGCAGCGCUGCCGUGUGUGUGUGUAGCGGUGGGGAGGAACUAAAGAGGCUUUUCUACAUGUUAUCGGCGCGGAGAGGUAAUUUAAGAAAAUGGAGGGAGGAAACUUUGGCUACUCCCGAGACCAUCUUGACCGCUUUAUCCAAAGCCAAGACUCAUCUGUGGUGAACAAGUUCCAGCAGAAAUACUGGAAAACCAAACAGACCCUCAUCAAGGUCACUGGGAAGAAGGAGGACGAACAUGUGGUUGCCUCAGACGCAGAUCUGGAUGCCAAGCUGGAGGUCUUCCACUCCAUCCAGAGAACGUGCAUGGAGCUGCUGAAGGUCAUUGAGCAGUAUCAGAGGAGGAUCUGCUUCCUUUCCCAAGAAGAGAACGAGCUUGGUCGUUUCCUGCGCUCUCAGGGCUCUCAGGAUAAAACCAGAGCUGGAAAGAUCAUGCAAGCCACGGGGAAAGCUCUCUGCUUUUCAUCACAGCAGAGACUGGCUCUGAGGAACCCGCUGUGCCGUUUGUACCAGGAGGUGGAAACGUUUCGUUAUCGUGCCAUCUCAGACACGUGGCUCACAGUGAAUCGAAUGGAGCAGUCGAGGACGGAGUAUCGAGGAGCGUUGCUUUGGAUGAAGGAUGUGUCUCAGGAGCUCGACCCGGAUACACAUAAACAGAUGGAGAAAUUCAGAAAGGUUCAGGCUCAGGUGCGCACAACCAAAACAAGCUUUGACAAACUGAAGAAUGACGUCUGCCAGAAAGUGGACCUGCUGGGAGCCAGCCGCUGCAACCUCCUCUCUCAUGUUUUAACCACAUACCAGACGACACUUUUGCACUUCUGGGAGAAGACAUCCCACACUAUGGCAGCCAUCCAUGAGAGCUUCAAGGGCUGUCAGCAUUAUGAGUUCUCCGCAAUUAAGACUUUAAAAGACCCCACGGACAAGAUGACUAAAAAGAAGGGCAAGAAUAAAGCUAAAGCAGAAACAGAGGAAGCAAAAAAAGAAGAAACUACAGAUGAUCAACUCGUCUGUCUUGCAAAUGAAAGCACCAGCAACAUGACCAGAGAAGAGUCAGAGGGAGAGGAGAAGGACAGCAUGGCCUUACUCAAUGAGAUCCUGGGCGGGUUGUCUGUGGACGAGGGCGAUUUUUCUCGGGAGUGGACGGAAGUGUUUGGAGAGACUGAUGAGGGAGCAGGUGCAGCAUCCAGCAGACGAGCAGAGUCCCAGGACAAGGAAAACUCCUUCUUUCUACCAUCACAGCUUUUGGACCAGAGUUUGAAUAAUCUGCAGUCUUCCAUCUCAGAUUGGGCCCCUCAUUCUGCCACUCAGGCAACCGAGCACUCAUCAGGAGCCAAUCAGAGCACUCCUAAGCCACCAGCGAAAGAGGCAGGAGGGACGUCCAAAGACCUCACAGCAUGGUUCAACCUGUUUGCCGACUUGGACCCCCUCUCCAAUCCUGACGCCAUCGGCAAAACUGACACAGAGCACGAACUUCACAAUGCAUAGUUCUUCCUCAGCAUCAUGUUUUAGCUUUCUAAGGGGUACAGUAGUAUUUGGCUUCCACCAUGAACAGAAGGGGGGGGGUGAACAGACUCAUGCUCAAAGGGCCUCAUGCAAGAACAACAUGUUUGUGGGACGAUGCUUUCCCACGAGUGGUCACUCCUUUCAGCUCAUAGGUAGGCAGGCAAAUUGCCUAGUUUUCUUAAUAAGAAUCAAACUAGUUUAAAUAUAACAAAUUAACUUCAAUAAUUCACUGUGUCGUCAUCAUGGCUCGCAAAUUCACCAUUUUCCCUGGUUGUGCACACUGGCAUAUUAUGACACAGUAAUAGGCGGCAGCCUGUCGUAGGGAUUUUGGAGCCGUGAUUAUGCCAGUGAUCACAGGUAAAAUUUUGUGUAUUCAACUUAACCUUUUUAGCAAAUACUAUAGAGAAGAGAUUUAGGAUAAGAACACAAAAUGUUCUUGCAUGAGGCCCAAUGAACAUCUAAAAAUGAUAUGUAAGAUUUUAUAUUGAGGAAGAUGUGGUAUGUUUAAAAAAAUAAAACAAAAACUUUUUACAGGGAAAAAAAGUGAUGUCAAACUACAAGGCCAUAACAUGAAAAUAUGCUUUUAAUAACUACUAGGAUCAUCUCAGUGUAUGGGACUUAAAGGGGACCAGUUAUGCUUUUCCUUAUAUAUAGUAUUAAAGGUUGGCCAUAGUUUCCGAUAAUGAGGUCAGCAUGUGUACAUGUAAUCCCUGUGAAAAGAUAUCCCUAAUAUGGCCAUCUCAGGUAUACAGCUCUGGCUGUGAGCACAGAAGCCCCACCCACCAACUGUUAAACCCUUCUGUUCGCAACGAGUCCCCAAUCAGAAGAAAUCUGGCUUAAAGUAAGAGGAGUUGAAUGGUUUGUUUCAGACAGACACCAGUAUAAAAGAAUUUCUCUCAAUGCUAAGCUGGUCCAAGGGUAAAAAUGUGGAUGAGAUGGAAUUGAGCAUGCUGAGUCCUCUUUAAGUCAGGCUGUAACCAGACAUGAAGAUUUAUGUAAUGGUGGCAGUAUUAUGCCUAUGUCAGUGUCCCAUGAAAGAAAACAAACAUUUACAGCUAAACGUUUAAUUUUUAGCAGGAAUACCUCAGUACAAGUUAGGAACAAGCCUUUGACAUUAGAUGCCUUGGGAAUCUAUAGUCUCUCUCGUAGCAUCCACGCUUCAUUUGCAGUUCUCAUUACUGAAGAUGGCAAACAGGGGGAACUACUGCGUGAUGUGCACAAGAGGAAAGAAAACACGACAAAGAUAACAGUUCCUUUGUUUACAGAGUUGACUGAAGGAAUUUUAAUGCAUGUUCAACAGAAUUAUUUAAACAGAAGCAUAUUUGGCCAGUAUUGAUCUAUUCCAGCAGUGCAAGUAAACUGAACUCAUUUCCCACCACAUCUGAAGGGGGGGGGGGAUUUAAUCCGUGUACGGUAAUUCAAGUUGUUUCAGACGACUUUUGUUCUUGUUUAAAAAAAACAAACAGCACUGAUGCUUUGUUAGUAUAUGUGAUCCCCUUUAAGUAUAAUCCAGAAGUGUGUUGAUUUAUCGGUCAUUUAUUAUUGCAUGUUGCAUGCCUUCUUUUAUGUUAAGCAGUAAACGUUGACUGAAUGAACUACAUGUUUACUGUAUAGUGAUGUGACAUUUUUCUACUUCCUGUUUUUAUUCAGUGGUUUUUGGUUUUUAUGGGCAUUGUGUGUCAUGUCAGUGUGUUACUUCUAGAGCCAAAAAAUGGAAACUAAGAAUCAUGUAAAUACAAUCUUGUAACAACUUUAAUGACAAUGCUGCAUAAAUUGAUUAUAUAAAUCAGUAAAUGCCUUAA